AUGGAGUCUACGGAUCGCCUAAGUGCCAUUCAAUUUUUACUGGUGGUCCAGCGUUGGAUUGGACUUCUAAAAUGGAAAAAUGAUGAGGAAGCUGGCAUUUUAUCCUGUCUAAAACGCAUUCACCCAUUUGUGUUGCAUCUGCCACUGACUUUUACUUAUAUAGCUUUAAUGUGGUACGAAGCCUUUACAUCUUCAGAUUUCGAGGAAGCUGGCCAAGUUCUAUACAUGUCCAUAACUGAAUUGGCAUUGAUUAUCAAGCUCCUGAAUAUUUGGUAUCGUCGCAAUGAAACAGCUAACCUCAUCAACGAACUGCAACACAAUCCUGCCUUUAAUCUCCGUAAUGCAGAGGAAAUACAAUUUUGGGAGAAGAAUCAAAAGGGUUUCAAGCGGAUCUUCUACUGGUACAUUUGUGGCAGCCUUGUCGUGGCUUUCAUGGGUUAUACCAGCGUGUUUUUUCAGGAGGAAUACGAACUGCCUUUUGGAUAUUAUGUGCCCUUUGAAUGGCGCUCUAGGGAGAGGUAUUUCUACGCCUGGGGCUACAAUGUCGUGGCUAUGACUCUCUGCUGUCUAUCCAACAUCCUUCUGGAUACUUUAGGAUGCUACUUCAUGUUCCAGAUCGCAUCACUUUUCCGAUUAAUUGGAAUGCGACUGAAGGCUUUGCAAAAUGCUCCCGAGGAGAAAGCCAAGCCGGAGUUGCGAAGCAUUUUCCAGCUGCACUCGAAAGUCAAACGAUUAACUAAGGAAUGUGAAGUGCUAGUUUCACCUUAUGUUUUAUCCCAAGUGGUUCUCAGUGCUUUCAUCAUCUGCUUCAGUGCCUAUCGACUGGUGCACAUGGGAUUCAAACAGCGACCUGGUCUAUUUCUAACCACUGUGCAGUUUGUGGCCGUCAUGAUAGUUCAGAUUUAUCUUCCCUGCUAUUAUGGCAAUGAGUUGACCAUUCACGCCAAUGAUCUGACUAAUAGCGUCUUUGCUACCAAUUGGCUGGAAUAUUCAGUGGGCACAAGAAAGUUACUCAACUGCUAUAUGGAGUUCCUAAAGAGACCAGUUAAAGUUCGAGCUGGGGUUUUCUUCGAAAUAGGAUUGCCUAUCUUUGUAAAGACCAUCAACAAUGCGUACAGUUUCUUCGCCCUGCUGCUGAAGAUAUCCAAGUAA
Molecule: messenger RNA, 1152 nt
Organism: Drosophila ficusphila
Lineage: Eukaryota; Metazoa; Arthropoda; Insecta; Diptera; Drosophilidae
Gene: Or94b
Product: odorant receptor 94b
Exons: 2
Coding region: 1-1152 (383 amino acids)
Biological process (GO): detection of chemical stimulus involved in sensory perception of smell; sensory perception of smell
Cellular component (GO): plasma membrane
Molecular function (GO): odorant binding; olfactory receptor activity
Source: RefSeq, a predicted model, not a curated record